Molecule: messenger RNA, 582 nt
Organism: Thelazia callipaeda (thelaziosis nematode)
Lineage: Eukaryota; Metazoa; Nematoda; Chromadorea; Rhabditida; Thelaziidae
Source: the annotation of a GenBank genome assembly
AUGCAUUUAACUAAAGAUAUUGAGGCUCGAUCUGUUGGACAUUUGCAAAAACUAAAUCGAGGACUUGAAAAUAAAAUCAUUUCGUUGCAACAGAAACUUGAUUUUAUGGCAAAAAAUGGCAGACUUUGGAUUAUUUCUAAUGAGGCUGAUAAAAUGCGAGCAGAAAUGGCAAAAUUGGAAACAGAAAGAUGCUUACUUUUGGCUAGUAAAUCAUAUGCAGAAGACUUGGAAGCAAAAAUAAGAUUGCUAGAAGGUAUACGAAAAGAAGAAACAGAAAAGAAUUCCAAAUUAGAGGAAAACUUACAAAAUACAAAAAAUGAAUUGAAACUGAAGAUUAAAAAAAUGUCUGUUAAAGUCGAUAACUUAAAUAACGAACUAACAACUCUUCGUCUGCAUUAUACCGAAUUAUCAAAACAGAAGAAUCUUGUAGAUAUCGAAUUAGCUCGAGAAAAGAAUCGCUGCUCGGAAUCAGAAAAAGAAAUAUCUCAGAUGCGUGAACAGCUUCUGGCAAAUGCAAACCUUCUUGCAAGUCCUGUACUUAGUCGAGCAGGAAGUAAAUUUCAUGCUAUGAGUUUUAGUUAG